AGUGAAUGGAUGAGUGCAAGAGCAGGAAGCACAAACAGUGACAGAGAGAGAGAGAGAGAGAGUGUGCAAGAGAGAGAGAGAGAGAGAGAGCGUGCAAGUGAAACGAUCCAGUGCUCACACUUUCAGCUCAUACUGAGAAUAGAUGAACUGCAGAUCCACUGCUCUCCAGCUUCAUGUGGAAGUGUUGCAUUCCCCGCUUUCCUUGUUCACUUUGCCCCGGGACCUCUUUAUUAAUUGGGAUAUUUUAGCGUAUCAUGUUGCCCUCUUUCCUUGGGAGAAUCCUUACUUUUUCCUUUUUUUUGGAGUGUUAUUCGUGCACGUUUUCCUUUCGUCCAAGACUCUCGGUGCGCUCCUUGGGGAAUGAUUAAAUACUGAGGACCAAGGAGGAGGAGGAGGACGAGGAAGAGGAUUGCCUGAUUGCUCGUGUGCCUGUGUGUGUGUAGGACCUUUACGAAAAAAAGAAAUCUAAGCCUGAUCAAAUGCUGUCAUAGAGGAAAGAGCAAAAAAGAAAAAAAAUUAAAAGUACUUUCUGGUCUCGUACAAUGGAUCUCCCUCCUUUUAGAGGUUUAUCUGAUGUGCCGUGAUUGGUGCGAGCCUUGUAUCCAAGUCUCUUCCCUUGUGGCACUGGUGGUAUUAUGGAUCCAGCACCUCCUCUCAGGAUGGACCACGAUGGCUUGGACCUCCAGCAGGUCUCUGUGCUGUCCAUAGAUCAGAUCCGUGCGAUAAGGGCCAGCAAUGACUAUGUGGAGCGUCCUGUGACACUAGACCCCGCUUCGCAGGUGGGUUUCUUCUAUACACAUGAUGAAAGACAUCCUCAGAUGCCUCGCAGUCAGAGUCACCACCAACAUGCCCACCUGGCUCACCUGAGUCGCUCUAGUACAAUCAGCUCCAUGUCCCGUGGCAGUGCCGCUUCGGACCAGAGACUUCUUUCAGGAUUAACGAGUUCCCAUUCCGGAUUGGCCUCAGUGGUGCGUUCUCAGCCCAAGGGUGACCUGAAACCAGACUCGUUAAGUAAAGGCUUGGCUGACGGAGAAGAUUUAGGCUUACAUCUGUUCAUCUGCGAACGCUGUAGCCGCUGCAAGUGCCAGGAGUGCUGUGCCCCUCGAAGCUUGCCCUCUUGCUGGGCCUGUGGCCAGCGAUGUCUGUGCUCAGCCGAGAAUGCCGUGGAGUACGGCACCUGUCUGUGCUGUGUCAAGGGUCUCUUCUACCACUGUUCAGCAGACGAUGAGGACAACUGCGCUGACCGACCUUGCUCCUGUGCUCCGGCUCAUGCCUGCUCCCGCUGGAGCACCAUGGCUCUUCUGUCUCUCUGCCUACCUUGCUUGUGCUGCUAUCCUCCUGCCAAGCUUUGCCUCACUAUGUGCCAGCGUGGCUACGACCGCGCCACACGACCUGGCUGCCGCUGCAGCAACACCAACACUGUGUGCCGCAAGAUCUCCGCUUCCAACCCUGCACCUUUCCGCAAGACUCUGGAUAAACCUGUAUGACACCGACACAGCACUCUUUCUGUGAUCCCAUCAUCGCGUUCCCCCUUUCGCAUUCCCGAGGAUACCACGAAACACUGAACUUACUGACCUGCACCCAGCCAAUCAGGCCUAGCUACAUUACCUGCAAGAACGGAAGCUUGUUGAUUUAAAAAAAAAAGUGUUGUCUAUUUAUUUAUUUAUUUGACUUUCCUGGCUAAGACAGGUAAUGCUGUCCGUAUAUAACCUUUUACAGGGAGUAAGCUAUCAGAACAAAGAAACAAACAAACAAAAAAAAUCUGGUGCUGCGAUGGGUAAAAUGCAUCUUCCAGGCACAGUGCCAGGAAAUCAUCUUCAGCCAUUCUUCAGCCAUACUGCAUGGACAAAUCUGUAUGCAAAACGGCUGAUGUUUGAUCCGAAGGGGACGGAAAGCCCGAGCCAAAAAAACGUUGAGUACAAAUCAUUUUGGACACCAAAAAAAAAAAGGGACCAGAUGAAGCUGAUUCAGGAAUGACUUGUGAGUCUUGUGGACAUAUGAAAAGACAUUGAGCAUGUGUGGAUAUGGAUGGAUGGAUGGAUGGAUGGAUGUGCCUGAAUGAGCGAGAAAACAAAUGUUCGUGUUUGUGAGUGUGCAUGCAGAUGCGUGUGAAAGAUAUGUAAGGUGUGUGUGUGUGUGUGUGUGCGUGCAUGCGUGCGCAGUCUCAGGCCUCUGUCUGCUCUCAGCAGAAGCAUUCCUUUUUUUAUUUUUAGAGAAGCUGCUCUGAAAGACAAAGUGUCUGGUCAGGUUUCCAGCACAGGGCAGCCUGACGCCAGCCUCUCCCAAGCGCUCUCGUGUCCUCACCAUUCCACCCCCCCCCCCCCCCCCCCCACCACCACCACCACUACCACCCCACGCCACCCUCUCGCCCCAUCUCAUCUCAUCUCAUCUCAUUUCAUCUCAUCUCAUCUCUUCUCAUCUGCUGCUCUCUCUCAUCCAUUCCUGUAGUGGGAAUACUUCUCCUGUUCUAUCUCCAGCUGGACCAAAUAAUGCAAUUCAACAAUUCAAUCGUCAUACAUUCCCAAAAAACAAACAAACAACAACAACAAAAAACAAAACAAAAAAAAAAACGUCUUGGAUUCCUCAUGGACUCUUUUCUCUGCUGCUUUCAAGAUAACAUGUUAAAUUAACAUUAUUUAGAGAACUCUCAAGCAAAAAUCGUCAGAAAAUAUGUACCAAGUACAAAGAAGGAACUUCGGAGCAACGCGUUGUUUAAGAUCAUACUUAUCCAUGAACAGCAAAGAAAGCUAGCUAUUCACACAAUGGCCAUACGUUUCUAAGCACUUUGGACUUUACUUUUGGAUCGGAUCUUUAGCCGCUAAUCACGUCCCUGAUGGACAGGAAGUGAGAGCGUCGAAGAGCCUUUCGUGUCCUCACACAGGAAGAAGGGACUCUUUUGAGAGGAGGCUUGAAGUCGAUUGCCUUACCAGAACGAAACAGAGCACCAUACUUGGGAACAAGGUGAAACAGAUGCACUGAGAUCCAAAACCAGGAUGAGAAAUGAAAUCAAGAAAUCUGUUUUGUGUGUGUGUGUGUGUGUGUGUGUGUGUGUGUGUGUGUGUGUGUGUGUGUGUUUUCCCCCGUAUAUGCACACUGCUCCUUGUUCUUAGAAUUCCUUUGCUCUAUUUUUCUAUCUACGUAGGAUUCUUAUUGUAUUUCUAUUUUUAUUCUAUUUGGUUUAAUCUGGAUAUUAUUGUUACUCUUGUUUUCUAUUUCCAUCAGAAAAUUAACUUUAAAAAUCACACUUAAAAAUUAACUUUAAAAUUAAGCGGGCUAUAUAUGAUGGAGGAGAGGUCUUUUAUGGUUCCACAUACUUUUUUAAUUUUUAAUUUUUUUUUACAUGACAGUCGCACUAUAUGAUCAUGAUUCAGUACAUAACCAGGCGUUGUAUCAUAAUUACUGCGUAAAUGGGUCGUAUUUUUUCCGCCAUCACAAAAUUGGAAACACUUAUGAGUAUAUGAGUAUAUUUGCCCCUUCGUUGACAUGCAAACGAUCAUCUAAACGACGGAUAAGAGUGGAAUUCAAGAAUUAUUUCGAGAAAGUACACAUGACACAUUUACGAAGCAUUAUGUUGGAAUUAAAUCCGUAGCUAUCGCUAAGGAUAGAAGAGUUAAAAAGCGUCUCUUUCAGGAUUGUGCGCAUUUUUACGGUGCAAAAACUCAAAAUAAUAUAAAGUACAAUGUUUGUGUUCAGGUGCAAUGCUAUUGGCGUACUUCCAAACAUGCAACUAAAACGAACAAACAAAAUAAAAAACAAAAGAAAAUAUUUAAGUUAUUCCACGAAAUUGAGUCGUACAUGAGCUGAUAGCGGGUGGCACGGUGGUGUAGUGGUUAGCGCUGUCGCCUCACAGCAAGAAGGUCCGGGUUCGAGCCCCGUGGCCGGCGAGGGCCUUUCUGUGCGGAGUUUGCAUGUUCUCCCCGUGUCCGCGUGGGUUUCCUCUGGGUGCUCCGGUUUCCCCCACAGUCCAAAGACAUGCAGGUUAGGUUAACUGGUGACUCUAAAUUGACCGUAGGUGUGAAUGGUUGUCUGUGUCUAUGUGUCAGCCCUGUGAUGACCUGGCGACUUGUCCAGGGUGUACCCCGCC
Neoarius graeffei (lesser salmon catfish) is the source of this 4084-nucleotide messenger RNA. RefSeq names its product protein sprouty homolog 3. The coding region runs from base 636 to 1487 and encodes 283 amino acids. The record is from RefSeq and is a predicted model, not a curated record. NCBI's taxonomy places the organism in Eukaryota, Metazoa, Chordata, Actinopteri, Siluriformes, Ariidae. Gene Ontology annotation, biological process: negative regulation of fibroblast growth factor receptor signaling pathway; multicellular organism development; negative regulation of Ras protein signal transduction. The transcript has 2 exons. Gene Ontology annotation, cellular component: membrane; cytosol.